Molecule: messenger RNA, 2787 nt
Organism: Sander lucioperca (pikeperch)
Lineage: Eukaryota; Metazoa; Chordata; Actinopteri; Perciformes; Percidae
Gene: noc3l
Product: NOC3-like DNA replication regulator
Exons: 21
Coding region: 212-2602 (796 amino acids)
Biological process (GO): DNA replication initiation
Cellular component (GO): nucleolus
Molecular function (GO): chromatin binding
Source: RefSeq, a predicted model, not a curated record
GGGGGCGCUGCUCAGCCCAGAGGACCCGGAUGUGUGAGUGUUUCCGGGUCGUGUGUGUGAACGUGUGACCCCGGUUCUCCAGUCAACACGCGUGGAGCAACAAGCUGCUGCUUUUCCACCAAAACACGCCGAAAAUCUUCCUCACACACACCCGGGAGGGUUGAACCAACUCCGGACUAAAUCCGCUCAGUGAGGCCGAGUUUCUGCAGCCAUGGGUCCGCCGCGGUCUAAGAAGCGGCGUCCUACGUUCCGGCGCCUGCUGAAGACGAGCGGCGUGAAGCUGGAGAACAAGCUGAAGAACCGGACGCUGAAGCAGCAGAACGUCGCCAAGAAGCAGCGCAAGGAGCAGAAGAAGCUCCGCGCCGCGGUGAAGGACGCCGCCAUCAGGACGCCCCGCCCGCUGGAGACGUACCGCAACAGGCCUGAGGAAGAGGAAGAGGAGGAGUUUCUGGAGACGCUGCCGACCGACAUGAUGGAGGAAGACGACGUGCAGCAGAUGACCGCCAUGGCUCGCCAGGCGUCCUUCAUCACCAGAGACCUGUCGGCAUGCGGCCCGGUGCACGGCGGGAAGAAGCGUAGCGCCGACGCGGUUCGGAGUUACGAGAAAGUUCCCAGAAAGAUGGUUCGGACGGAGGAGACGGAGGUGAUCCACCUGCUGCCCAUCAAAGACCAGAGAGGAGUCGUCCCGCAGAGCGUGGAGAGAGUUAUUGAAAAGCAGCCGGAGGAGGAAGAGGAGGAAGAAGAAGAGGAACAGGCAGCGGAGGAACCGGAGCAGUCUGAGAACGAGAUGGCGUCUCUAACAGCUGAGCAGAGAGAGACUCUCAGAGUUCAGAAGAUCAACGACAGGAAGCUGGUCAUCGCCAGCCUGGGAUCAGCCGUCGUCUCCGAUCCGUACAGAAACAUAAAGCGAGUGAAGGAGCUGCGUGGGAUGCUAAUGGAGUCUGACCCCAGCGUGGCGGUGACAGUCAGGAAGCUUGUGAUGGUUUCUCUGAUGGAGAUCUUUAAAGACAUCGCCCCGACCUACAGGAUCCGACCUCUGACCCCUGAGGAAAAGGCCGCCAAGGUGAAGAAAGAGACUCAGCAGAUCAGAGAGUUUGAAGAAGGUUUGGUCAGUCAGUACAAGUUCUACCUAGAGGACCUGGAGCAGACCAUCAAAGACUGGAAGCAGCAGAAGAAGAAGCGGCGCCAGGCGGUAGGGUUCGAUUCCUACCGUGGCCUGGCCGAGGUCUCCGUGCGCUGCCUGUGUUCUCUGCUGCUCGCUCUGCCGCACUUCAACUUCCACAACAACAUCGUGGUGGUCCUGGUCCCGCUGAUGAACGACGCCGACAAGCAGGUGUCGCAAAUGUGCUGCGAUGCGUUCAGGAACCUGUUCCAGCAGGACAAAGAGGGCGGGGCUUCCCUGGCCGCGGUGCGUGUCAUCUCCGGCCUCGUUAAGAGACUCAACUACCACGUCAGGCCUGAGCUGCUGCGGACGCUGCUGAGUCUGCGGAUAAAGGAGGUGCAGAUGAAGAAGGACAUGGAGGACACGGCACCCACGAAGAAGUUCAUGAACAACAAGGAGAAGAGGAAGAAGCUGUCCAGGAUGCAGAGGAAGUGGAAGAAGGCGGAGGAGAAGUUGGAGAAAGAGCUGCUGGAGGCUGAAGCCUCGGAGAGUAAAGAGAAGAAGAUCAAACUGCACACAGAGACGUUAAACAUCGUCUUCCUCGUCUACUUCAGGAUCCUCAAGAAAGCUCAGAAAUCUGUCCUCCUUCCUGCUGUUCUGGAGGGACUCGCCAAUUUUGCCCAUCUGAUCAAUUUGGAGUUCUUCGACGACCUGCUCAACGUGCUGCAGAAUCUUAUCCAAUCAGGAGAUCUGACCAAUCGGGAGAGCCUCCACUGCAUCCAGACCGUCUUCACCAUCCUAUCAGGACAAGGAGACGUUCUAAACAUCGACCCGCUCAACUUCUACUCUCAGCUGUACCGGAUGCUGCCACGGCUACACGCAGGGGCCCCUAAUGAUGACAUCAUCAUCGUGCUGCGCUGCCUGGACGCCAUGCUGACGCGGCGCAGGAAGCAGGUGACGCUGCAGCGAGCCAUGGCAUUCGUGAAGCGUCUGAGCACGCUCAGUCUGCACGUCCUGCCCAACGCCAGCGUGGGCCUCCUCGCCGCCAGCAGGGCCACUGUGCAUGCCUUCCCUAGGUGUGACCUCCUAUUGGAUAACGAGGUCCAGGGGAGUGGCUUCUACCUGGCUGAGCUGGAUGAGCCUGAACACUGUAACAGCCAGAACACGGCGCUGUGGGAGCUGCAGCCACUGCAGAGACACUACCACCCGGUGGUGCGGCGGCUGGCGCUCCACCUGAGUCACGGCGCUCCCAGCGAAGGAUCGGCAGCGCUUGGCGCCCUGAGCCGCAAGUCUCCGGCGGAGCUGUUUAACGCCUACAGCGUCAGAGACAUGACCUUUAACCCUCCUGUAGCUCCACCCGGCAGCAAGAAGAAGGACCGUUUUGGGUUCGGAGCAUCGCUGCUGGACGCCGAGCUGCAGGGACGAGUCGACAACGCCAUGACGACCGCUGCCGUUGCCACGGAGACGCAGCUGGACUUUAAUGCAGCACACUUACACUGACACACACACACACACACACACACACACACACACACACACAUCUGGAUCAUCUGUUAAUAAAGACAUUGUCCUUCAAAAUAAAAGCCUAAAUGUGAGUUGCAGGUGUGAAGAAAGAGGAAGGGGGCGGUUUGUUUCUAAAUGAUUUCACAGUAACUUGUUCAUCGAAAUAAAUGUUUUUAUUGCAA